UUAUUAUUAAUUCCAUAAAUAAGUUUUGUGGUCGCAAACUUCAUUUCAGCCUAAAAUUCAGUGCCGAUUUGUCAAUAUGGAGACUCAGACUGACUCUUGAAGGAGGGCAGGAGGGGUUUGCACUCACUGUUAUAAUUGAUGUCUUUCAAUGUGAAGGCUAUUCUUGGAAUCUGAUAACUUUGCCGUACUGUCAACAUGGACAAUGUCUCCUUGUGACAUGGAAUAUAAAUCACUCCUAUAUCUUCUUCAGAAAUUAUUAACAAGAUGUCUAAUGAAAAAGAGAAUGUGCCAAUUUCUGGAGAUGCUGUGCAGACCAAGCCACAGAAAAAGGGAAAGCAAAAGUCAAACACCAACAUUAGUAAGGAACUUGAUCCAUGGCCAGAAUACAUCAAUGAAAGAAUGAAACUAUACUCAAAGCUCAAAGAGGAAUCUGAUCAAGAAUUGAAAGAAAAACAAGAAAAACUGUCAGCAGAAAUUAAAGUCACGCUACCGGAUGGAAAAGUGGUAGAAGGAAGGUCAUGGAUCACUACACCUUAUAUUGUAGCACAAGGCAUAAGUCAAGGCCUUGCAGAUUCUUGUAUUGUAGCAAAAGUUAAUGGAGAAGUAUGGGAUCUUGACAGGCAAUUUGAAAAAGAUUCAUCCCUCGAGCUUUUAAAAUUUGACGAUGAUGAUGCUAAAGCUGUUUAUUGGCAUUCUACAGCUCAUGUUAUGGGUGAAGCAAUGGAGCGUGUUUUAGGAGGUUGCUUGUGCUAUGGACCUCCAAUUGAACAAGGUUUUUACUAUGAUAUGUAUCUGGAGGAUCGACAAGUUUCUGAUAAAGAUGACUUUCCAGCACUUGAAAAUGUUAUGCGUUCUGUAUUAAAAGAAAAACAAGAAUUUGAAAGAUUGGAGGUUAAAAAAGAGCAUUUGCUGGAGAUGUUCAAAUACAACCCUUUCAAAUUGCGUAUUCUGAAUGAGAAAGUUAAUACGCCAACUACCACAGUAUACAGAUGUGGUCCUUUAAUUGAUCUUUGUCGAGGUCCUCAUGUCAGACAUACUGGAAAAAUCAAAGCAUUCCAGCUUUACAAAAAUUCCGCAUCAUAUUGGGAAGGAAAAGCUGAUGCAGAGUCUUUGCAGAGAAUUUAUGGUAUUAGUUUUCCUGACAAGAAGGAGAUGAAAGAGUGGCAAAAGUUUCAAGAAGAAGCAAAACAGAGGGAUCACAGAAAGAUUGGCAGGGAACAAGAACUAUUUUUCUUCCAUGAAUUGAGUCCAGGAUCAUGUUUCUUUCUUCCUCGUGGAGCACAUAUCUAUAACACUCUUAUUGAUUUUAUCAAGAGUGAGUAUAGAAAAAGAGGAUUCACUGAGGUUGUUUCUCCAAACAUAUACAAUUCUAAAUUAUGGUUAACCUCCGGACAUUGGCAGCAUUAUCAAGACAACAUGUUCAGUUUUGAUGUAGAGAAAGAAACUUUUGCGCUUAAACCAAUGAAUUGUCCAGGACAUUGCUUGAUGUUUUCUCAUCGCAACCGAUCUUGGAGAGAAUUACCAAUGAGAUAUGCAGACUUUGGUGUAUUGCAUCGUAACGAAUUGUCUGGAGCACUUACUGGCUUAACUCGAGUCCGACGGUUUCAACAGGAUGAUGCCCACAUAUUUGCUCGCCAUGACCAGAUUAAAGAUGAGAUCAAAAGUAGCCUGGAUUUUUUAAAAGCUGUAUAUGAUUCAUUUGGCUUCACUUUCAAGUUGUUUUUAUCAACCAGACCAGAAAAAUAUCUUGGUGAGAUUGAAAUGUGGAAUUUUGCUGAGAAACAAUUGGAAGAAAGUUUGAAUGAAUCCGGAUAUCCAUGGAAACUCAACCCAGCUGAUGGCGCUUUCUACGGACCAAAAAUUGAUAUUCAAAUUAUGGAUGCUUUGCGCAGACCACACCAGUGUGCCACGAUUCAACUCGACUUCCAGCUACCUCAAAGAUUCAAUCUGACAUAUGUCACGGGAGAAGGUGCUGAGAAAACGCAUCCUGUGAUAAUCCACAGGGCAAUAUUGGGUUCGGUGGAGCGUAUGAUUGCUAUUCUGACAGAAAAUUAUGGAGGGAAGUGGCCACUUUGGCUGUCGCCCAGACAAGUCAUGGUCCUGGCAGUCUCUUCUAAAUUUGAUGAAUAUGCAGUUAGUGUGAGAAAUGAAUUGCACAAAAGUGGUUUUCAGGCAGAUAUGGAAAUGGAUCCUGGUUUAACGCUAAACAAAAAGAUUAGAAAUGCUCAACUUGAACAAUACAAUUUCAUCUUGGUUGUUGGGGAGAAGGAAAUGACAAACAAAACUGUCAAUAUACGUACUAGAGAUAACAAAGUUCAUGGUGAGCACACUUUAGAACACACCAUCAAUCGUCUUCGAGAACUUGUUGUAUCGAAAUCUCCUAAUGCUGAGGACGAAUUUGAACCGAACCAUCAAGCCGAGUGAUUAGUUGAAUAUUUUUUAUUAUUAUUGUUGGUUUGGUACUUCUAAUAUCUGGCCUGUAAACCUCCAUUAUUGUUACAAAAAUAUCACUAUCUCACUGGACAUAAAUUAUAAAGUUUACCUAAAUGUGCUAGCUUGCUUAUUCACUCAUGUAAAUCUUACUUGUCAGCCCUGUAAAAUUAUGAAUACAAUCCGAUUAGAUUUAAGAAAAGCAUAGAUAGCAUAGUAUAAAAGUAAAGCAUUCAUUGUUGAAGUUCUGCUAGCUUUGUAGUGUUGUAAUAUAUUCUACUAUUUCAUUUUGUUUGGUGUUCAUUGUUACAGCAAGGGUAUCAUCCAUUGCUGGUUUAAAUAUUGGUAAAACAAAUUGA
This is a messenger RNA of Styela clava, 2789 nucleotides long. Lineage: Eukaryota; Metazoa; Chordata; Ascidiacea; Stolidobranchia; Styelidae. The record is from RefSeq and is a predicted model, not a curated record.